This is a messenger RNA of Fusarium venenatum, 1392 nucleotides long. RefSeq lists its product as uncharacterized. The record is from RefSeq and is a predicted model, not a curated record. Gene Ontology annotation, molecular function: oxidoreductase activity. NCBI's taxonomy places the organism in Eukaryota, Fungi, Ascomycota, Sordariomycetes, Hypocreales, Nectriaceae.
AUGGACUACUUCAAAGAGCCCGUUCAAGGAGACCAAGUUUGCACCAUUGGAAACCACACUUUUACAUGGACAGACCAGCACAUCCCCAAAUCCCAAACAGAUCCUCUACGUUUCGAGUGUGAUGAACUCGGUGCCUCAGCUGUGAAGAAGAUCCAAGAGAUCCAUGAUCAGCUCAGACAAGAAGGACAACAAGUUAGCAGAGCAGACUUGUUCGAAACACUAAGUCAAUAUCAUGAACAAGACGCAAAUCUGUCUCAGUUUUGGCAAGAAACGCAUCAUGUUCCGUCCUGGGUUGACUGGGAACAAAUCGCUAGGGGUCAGCACUUCUUCUACCGAUACGCUCUCGCAAACCUGAUUGGCUUCGCCUUUCAAGGCUUUGUAGGCGAGAAUUCCGCUUCAACAAGUGUGGUUGAAGUACUUGCGCGUACAGGCGGAUUCAGCACCCGUGUACUCAGGAGACGCCUCCUCGAGACCUUUCAGAUGGUCCUCCAAGUCACACACUCCCUUGAGUACAUCAAACCGGGGGGCUCGGGUCACAGCUCGAUCAUCAGAGUUCGUCUACUGCACUCCAUGGUCAGACAGCAGAUCCUCAAGGUUGCCGCAUCCAAGUGCCGGUUCUUUGAUCAAGAAUCCCACGGAAUACCAAUUAACACUCUCGAUUCCAUCCACGCCAUAGCCACUUUCAGCUGCAACCAUGCUUGGCUACAGCUGCCACUAAUGGGCAUCACGCCUGACCCCCAAGAAGUUGAGGAUUACAUAGCGCUUUGGAGAUACGUAGCGCAUGUGAUUGGCGCACCUCAAGAAUACUACACCUCGGCAAAGCAAGCUAAGGCAGUGAUGGAGAGCUUAGCUUACAACGAGCUCUUCGUGACACCAACAUCUGUCGUCAUUGGACACAACUUUGUGGAGGCACUUAAGGACCUGCCUCCGAUCAACAUCUCGGAUGGGUUCAUCCAAGCUGCCAGCCGUGUGCUGAACGGCCACGAGAUCUGCGAUCAGCUUGGUAUGGGGAGACCAGGAUGGUACGCGUAUGCAUGUUUCAAGGGCCAUUGUUGGCUCGUUUGGAGCUUGGCUACGAUGCAGCAAUGGGUCCCGUCCUUUGACGACAAGAUGAUUCAGCUGUGCAGGGAGGGAUUGCAUAAUGCUAUCAUACACAGUAGCCAGGGGCUUCGGGGUGGGUCCAUUCUUGAUUUCAAGUAUGUUCCUGAUGGGAGGAUACAGGGCAAGGAGAAGAGUGGGCGGGUGGAGGGGAGGCUUUGGUUUUUCGAACGCCCACUUGAACUGAUUUACUUCAUCGUCUUCAUUAUUGGUUGCCUCCUAGUACUGGGAGGAUUGUCAGGCGUGGUUCAGUUGGUGAUUGGUAUAUCAGGGUCGCAGAGAUUGUUUGUUUAG